AUGUCUGGCCGUCUACAACACAAGGUUGCUCUGAUCACUGGUGCUGGAUCAGGAAUCGGCCUGGAAUCUUCAGUCCUGUUUGCACAGGAAGGUGCCAAUGUCGCUCUCGUAGAUAUCAAUCUCGAAGCGGUGAAGAAGACAAAGACGCUACUAGAUGGCCGGUUCCCGAAUGUCAAAGCCAUCGCUAUCAAGGCUGAUGUCGGGAAAGAAAGUGAGGUAAAGAACAUGGUCGAUGAGACCGUCAAGGCUUUUGGCCGUCUCGAUGUCAUGUUCAACAAUGCAGGGAUCAUGCAUCCAGCAGAUGACAACGCUCUCAACACCGAGGAGCGAAUCUGGGACCUGACGAUGCAAAUCAAUGUCAAGGGCGUUUGGUGGGGAUGCAAAUACGCUAUCCUCGCGAUGCGCCAGAACCCUGUCGACGCGGCUAUGGGCUUGCAUACUGGCGGAAGCAUCAUUAAUACCGCGAGUUUCGUUGCAAUCAUGGGAGCAGCGACUCCACAAUUGGCCUACACUGCAUCCAAGGGUGCUGUCCUCGCCAUGACACGUGAAUUGGCUAUGGUUCAUGCUCGUGAAGGCAUCCGAGUCAACUCCAUCUGCCCUGGUCCAUUGAAGACCCCUCUACUUAUGGACUUCCUCAACACCCAGGAAAAGAAAGAUCGUCGCUUGGUCCACCUUCCCAUGGGCCGUUUUGGAGAAGCCGUCGAAGUCGCCAAGGGUGCUCUGUUCCUUGCCAGCGAUGACAGCAGCUAUAUGACCGGUACUGACUUCAAAGUGGAUGGUGGUCUUACUUCCUGCUAUGUCACACCUACCGCAGAACAGGUCCUUCCUCCACCUUCCAGCCUGGUAUAA
This is a messenger RNA of Sparassis crispa, 849 nucleotides long. RefSeq lists its product as uncharacterized. Lineage: Eukaryota; Fungi; Basidiomycota; Agaricomycetes; Polyporales; Sparassidaceae. The record is from RefSeq and is a predicted model, not a curated record. The transcript has 11 exons. Bases 1 to 849 code for a protein of 282 amino acids.